Arachis ipaensis is the source of this 564-nucleotide messenger RNA. The record is from RefSeq and is a predicted model, not a curated record. Lineage: Eukaryota; Viridiplantae; Streptophyta; Magnoliopsida; Fabales; Fabaceae.
AUGUGCCAAGCCAAUGGGAACCCCAUGCAUCCAAAUAUCAAGCUUGACAAAGAUGAAUAUGCUAGAGAUGUUGAUGAGAUACGUUAUAGAGGGAUGAUUGGCUCUUUGAUGUAUCUAACCUCCUCAAGGCCUGAUAUCAUCCAAAGUGUUGGAGUGUGCUCAAGGUUCCAAUCAAAGCCUAAGGAAUCUCAUAUCUCAGCUGUCAAGAGGAUCAUCCAAUAUAUACUUGGUACCACUAAUUAUGGUUUAUGGUAUCCCAAAAUUGAUUCAUUUCAAUUAGUGGGUUAUUGUGAUGCAGAUUUUGCUGGGGACAGAAUUGAUAGAAGAAGCACAAGUGGCAUGUGUUGCUUUCUUGCAAACCUGUGUCCUAUAAGUAUGGCUCGCAAGAAAAGAGCAGUCCGCCGAGGCUCUCAUAGUGGUGCUCACUCUUCCCGUACUCAACCCUCAUCUCCUAUAUCACUACAUUCUCAUUCAUCACCUUCUCCUUCUCCCAUUAACUCUCCUCCUUCAUCUCCUCACAACACUGUUCCUGAAAUGGCUCGCACCAAGACCACGGCUCGCUGA